Messenger RNA from Fraxinus pennsylvanica, 1320 nucleotides. The record is from the annotation of a GenBank genome assembly. NCBI's taxonomy places the organism in Eukaryota, Viridiplantae, Streptophyta, Magnoliopsida, Lamiales, Oleaceae.
AUGAAACUUCCAGCAUCAGAAGCUCAAGAGGAUAUGCUUAAAGAGGCAAAAAGCUCCUAUUUUGAUCUGCCAGCAUUAGAUGUUUCAGUUGCAUUUCCCCAAGCAACUCCAGCUUCAGUCUUUCCUCCUUGCAAGUCGGACUAUUAUCAGUUUAAUGAUCUAUUGACUCCUGAAGAGCAAGCUAUCAGAAAGAAAGUAAGAGAGUGCAUGGAAAAAGAAGUAGCUCCAAUAAUGGCAAAGUAUUGGGAGAAAGCGGAAUUUCCAUUUGAAAUCAUUCCGAAGCUUGGUGCAUUGCGUGUUGCUGGUGGCAGCAUCAAGGGCUAUGGGUGUCCCAACCUCUCCAUUACUGCCAACGCCAUUGCUACUGCAGAAGUUGCAAGAGUUGAUGCUAGCUGUUCUACUUUCAUUUUGGUGCACUCUUCUUUAGCAAUGCUCACAAUUGCACUGUGUGGAUCAGAAGUACAAAAGCAGAAAUAUUUACCGUCUCUUGCAGAACUUAAAACCAUAGCUUGUUGGGCUCUGACAGAACCUGAUUAUGGAAGUGAUGCAAGCGCUUUGAGAACAACUGCAAGGAAGGUUGAAGGAGGUUGGAUACUUGAAGGCCAAAAGCGCUGGAUAGGAAACAGCACUUUUGCAGAUGUAUUGGUUAUUUUUGCUAGAAAUACCUCCUCAAAUCAGAUAAAUGGAUUCAUAGUAAAGAAGGAUGCUCCUGGUUUACAAGCUACAAAAAUAGAUAACAAGAUUGGCCUAAGAAUGGUUCAAAAUGGGGAUAUUCUCUUAAAGAGAGUUUUUGUCCAUGACGAUGACAGGCUGCCCGGUGUCAAUUCUUUUCAGGACACUAACAAGGUACUUGCCGUUUCACGCGUCAUGGUUGCCUGGCAGCCUAUUGGCAUUUCAAUGGGUGUUUAUGAUAUGUGUCACAGGUACUUGAAGGAGAGGAAGCAAUUUGGGGCUCCAUUGGCAGCAUUCCAGAUCAACCAACAGAAACUAGUUCAAAUGCUGGGUAAUGUUCAAGCAAUGUUUCUCAUCGGUUGGCGCCUGUGCAAGCUGUAUGAGAGUGGUAAAAUGACUCCUGGUCAUGCCAGCAUGGGCAAGUCAUGGAUUACCUUGAAGGCAAGGGAGACUGUCUCUCUGGGAAGGGAAUUACUUGGUGGUAAUGGUAUCUUAGCUGACUUUCUGGUGGCAAAGGCAUUUUGUGAUUUGGAGCCCAUUUACACAUAUGAAGGUACAUAUGACAUCAACACCUUGGUAACUGGUAGGGAAGUUACUGGAAUUGCCAGUUUUAAGCCUGCUGCUUCGAGCAAUAGGAGCCGCCUGUAA